GUCGGCAUCAAACGUGGCCGAACGCUCCGACGUAACGCGGUUCAGAGGCGACAAAACUUUACGUUCAUCGUCGCUUCUUCUCUAACUUUAGAGGUUUUUUUUUCACAGACGUUUUUUUUUGUGUCGUCCUAGACGUAUUAUUUUUAUUUUAUUUUCAAUAACUCAGUUUUAGUUUCAUUAUUAUUGAGUUUCUUUAUAUUUUAAUAUCGAGUGCACAGUGUAAGAUCCUGUUGCACUUUUACUCGCGAUAGCACAAAAUGGCGCUCGCAAAUAUAAAGAAUUUACAAAGGACUUCUAAUCUGCUGAUUACAUGAGAGUCCAAUAAUAUAUUACAAGUAAUAAAUCAACAUCUCAUAGUUUGAUAAAGUUAAAUAAGACAUAUAAAAUGAAUUUUAAGAUAAUCUCACUGCUUCUGACAUGGAACCUAUUGCUCAUAAAUGCCAAAAGAGAUUCGUUGGAAGAUGAAGAGUCCCGGGCAAGGGAUAUCCGUAAUAAGGAAAAUAACAGAAAUCGAACAACGUUCAACGGCACACUGACGGACCUCCCCGAGAGAAGAUACUUAAGACACCGCAACAGUUCCAGGUAUCGCGGGGAUAGACGAAGAUUUUGGGAACGUGAACAGGAAUUACGAAGAGACAGACGAAGAGGAUCGGAACAUUCCUCCGAAGACACCUUAAAUCGCACCGAUCCCUACAACAGAAAAGAUGAGAAAUCCCGCAAAACAGACAAGAAGAACAAUCCUGAUAAAACGACGGAAAGGAGAAAAGCAAAUACGAGUAAGACACAGGAAAGACAACCAGUUAGAGAGAACACGACGAGAUUCAAACCGAAGGUUGCUAAUAAAUGGCAUUCCGGCGGAUAUAUACCGUAUCCUCAGCCCCGAGAGAAGAAGCCGAACAUAAUAUUAAUACUGACUGAUGAUCAGGACGUUGAGCUUGGCAGUCUGAACUUCAUGCCUCGUACUAUGAAGGCAAUCAGAAGUGCUGGCGCUGAGUUCCGGCACGCGUAUACCACCACCCCAAUGUGCUGCCCAUCGAGGAGUUCCUUGCUGACUGGAGUGUAUGUACACAAUCACAAUGUGUACACAAAUAACGACAACUGUUCGUCACCGAUGUGGCAGGCGAAGCAUGAGACCAAUACCUUCGCUACUUACCUUUCAAACGCUGGAUAUCGUACGGGUUAUUUUGGCAAGUACUUGAACAAAUACAACGGUUCAUACAUACCUCCGGGCUGGCGUGAAUGGGGAGGCCUCAUAAUGAAUUCAAAAUACUACAAUUACAGCGUUAACAUGAAUGGAAAGAGAAUAAAACACGGAGAUGAUUAUAAUAAAGAUUAUUAUCCGGAUCUAAUAGCGAAUGAUUCGAUAGCGUUCUUGCGUGCUUCAAAGCGAAGAUUUUCAAGAAAACCGGUCCUCCUCGUGAUGUCUUUCCCCGCACCUCAUGGACCCGAGGAUUCAGCUCCGCAGUACUCUCAUCUCUUCUUUAAUGUUACAACCCAUCACACACCAACUUACGAUAUGGCGCCAAAUCCAGAUAAACAAUGGAUCCUGCGAGUGACAGAGAAAAUGAAACCUAUUCAUAGACAGUUCACGGACCUGUUAAUGACAAAGCGUUUGCAGACUUUGCAAAGUGUUGAUGUGGCUGUGGAGCGAGUGUACCAGGAGCUUAAAGCUCUCGGGGAGUUAGAUAACACCUAUCUGGUGUACACAUCAGAUCACGGAUACCACCUUGGACAGUUCGGACUGGUUAAGGGCAAGAGCUUUCCCUUCGAAUUCGAUAUAAGAGUGCCGUUUUUAGUACGCGGCCCGGGAGUCGAACCUGGAACUGUCGUGGACGAUAUAAUCCUCAACAUCGAUCUGGCGCCCACAUUUCUGGAUAUGGGAGGAGUUCAGCCCCCGCCUCAUAUGGACGGCAGGUCGCUGCUGCCGCUGCUGCAGCCACGGAGGCGACGAGCGACAGCACAUUGGCCAGAUACAUUCCUAGUCGAAAGCUCUGGACGUCGCGAGACCCAAGCUCAUUUAAUGGAAGAACGUUUGCGAGCACAAAAAUACAGUAAAGAAAUGAAUGCUAGAACAACGACUAUUAUGCCGCUACAGUCGUCGUCCGAGAGCGGAGACUUCGAGGACGAGUCUGACGAUGACUUCCUGGAACUUGAUGAUGAUGAAGAUGAUGAGGACAAUGAGAGCACUGAAGAUGCAUCGAACAAAUCAAAUCAACCUCUCAUAUCAAAUGAAAGUCACAAUCCCAUACUGGAGGCGAGUCUCGAUAAGAUUCUUGGAGGUGAUGGUGCUGUCAAUAAUCAAUAUAAUUACCUCAGCCAAUCAGAAAUGGAUGUCAUUAAUGGGAAGGCAGCACGUAUAGCGGCUGAAUGUUCCAAAGCUGAACUCCGGGCUCCCUGCUCCGUCGGACGGAAGUGGAAAUGCGUGCUUGUUAAUGGACGAUGGAGGAAACACAAAUGUAAAUAUGAGGAUAUAACUAUUCCACAACCGAAAAUGAGCACAAAGAAAUGUGCUUGUUUCACUCCAAGUGGCCUUGUUUAUACAAGACUGGAAACAGAUGGUACAAUCGCUAGACGACCCGCAGAUUUACAGAAAGACAAUAACACAAGAUCACGGAGGUCUACAGAUAAUGAUGUAUUUGAACCGAACACUGUGGACACAAUUCUUGAGGAAAAUCCUAGUAUUGGACAUCUAAGUUUUAACAAUGAGCCUAUUGAUGAAAUAGAGAAGAGGAACAUUGAAAACAAAGUCGAUAAACUCAUUAGGGAAACUGAAGCUUUCCUCGAGGCGUACGAACGAACCAAAGAUAAUAUAGAUCAUAAGAGAAGUAAGAGGCGUGCUCAGCAUUGGGGUCACAAACACAAACCACACAAAAACGACCCAUUGUUGAACAUGAAUGAAUCGUCUCUAGAAUGUAAGAUAGAUAAAGACGGCACUGUUAAUUGUUCGCAAGUUAUAUACAAUGAUUUGAAAGCUUGGCACACCAACAGACUGAGUCUAGAAGACCAAAUAAGAGAAUUGAAAACAAAGUUGGAAGACUUAAAAGAAAUUAAGAGGCAUUUAAAAAUAAGCAAACCUGUAGUCGAAGUACAAACGGUAACGCCAUCAUACGUCAACAUGCAUUUACACAAUAAAACACAAACACCCGAUAGCACGAAGGAUAGCUUUAGGAAAUCACGUUUCCAUAGAAUUAAAACCAAGCACAGGAACAGCACAGUGAUUGAUAAAAAAUUCAGACAACUCAACGAAUACAUCCUACCGACUGUGAACGGUCACACCAGAGACGACAUAUUUAACACUCAACUCAGGAACGAAACAUCCACAGAAGCAGUCGUAAAACAAUUGAGUACAAUUGAUCUGGUCGAAAUUGAUUCCAAUCAGACAUACGUUUUAGGAAAAUUACCAAAACCACAAGUAACUACAAUCAUAACCGAAAGUAACUUCUACGAUCAGAAUUUUGCAGCGGAGAAGAGCACGCAGCAAGCAAUUACCACGUCUACUGACGAUACAGCGACUAUAUACAGCGAUAUUUCCGGGAUAAAUAACACAUCCAGUAAAACACCACAAACGGAAAAACCGACGAGCCCGAGUCAAGAAACUUCCACGGACAUUCUGUCCACAUUGCAGUAUUACAGUUCUGAAGCUAAUAAAGUAAUAUUAACAAUGACAACGACACCAACUCCUGUGACAAGACGAACAACAGCAUCUCAUCAAACAUAUAACCGGACAUACCACACAAAACCAUCGAACAGACCAAAGUCAUCGUCUCUAGGACCAACAAGAUUCGAUGCGUCGGAAUAUGAACAGAGAAAUCCUAAUAAAGGAAAUUCUAACAAUCACGGAGUAUUCAGCAAGCCGAUGGACGUGUUCCAAAGAAGAUUACAUCCUUUGUUUAUAGAGAAUGAGGAUAAACAUGUCUGUUACUGUGAAGAGAGUCGCAAAAUGAAACCAGUAGGUAACUCGUAUUUGGAAGCCACUCAAAGAGCCAGAGAGGAACGAAGGAAAUUGAAAGAACAGAGAUUGAGAAAGAAGCUUAGGAAAGCGAAGAAGAAGGCGGAAUUGGAAAGGUUAUGUGAAUCAGAGCGUAUGAAUUGCUUCCGACACGACAAUGACCAUUGGCGCACAGCCCCGCUAUGGACCGCCGGACCUUUCUGUUUCUGUAUGAGCGCCUCAAACAAUACAUACAAUUGUGUGAGAACUAUUAACUCAACCCACAACCUGCUCUACUGUGAGUUCGUCACUGGUUUGAUAACGUACUACAAUCUGCGUAUAGAUCCGUUUGAAACACAAAACAGAGUUAAAUAUUUAUCGUCAGCUGAAAAGGAAUAUUUCCACAAUCAGUUGCAACAGCUUUUGACAUGUCGGGGACCGUCGUGUAGAAGAUUCUCGCAUUCAAAUGUUGGAGGUAUUAAAGAUGAUGUCAGCAGACGGACUGAAGAUGACCAACUCAUGUAUAGAGGGGAGCCAAUUGGUUACAGUGAAAGGGCAUGGCGAUGGAGUGGCUAUGGUCGUAGAUAUGCAAGAGCCAGAGAGUUGCACCGGCGUCGACAUACCGCGGCCUUCUAGUCGAUUAAAAAUAAUAAUAAUUUAUUUGAAUAAAAUAAGUAAUAGACAUCGUCUUAAUAUAUCGAGUGAUUCGUUUGUAUCGAGGGAUAUUGUCUGUUAGUGACAUCUCUUUAGCGAGUUAAAUAGGCACGGAACUUAUAACAGUUUUAGUGACAUCGAAUUGUGUAGGGCUUCCUAUAGUAAACAAGUUAUAAUAAUUAUGCUAGAUCAAAGCUUUUAAUGUAGAAGUUAUAUUGAAAAUAUCUAAUAAAAUCAAAAUUGGGCUUGGCCCUGAUCUAUCAGGAUAUAAGAAUCUAUACUUAGAUAAUUUCAAAUAAACGCAUACCAUGAAGUAUUAUAUGUAAUGUUAGUGUAGUUAUAAUACUCUGUAUUCUAGAGCCCUUUUUAUAUGGACUGUGUAUUGAUAAGUUUUUUUAACAGUAGUAUGCCUAGAGCAGAUGUGUUAUAAUGUUUGUAGCGUGUUUCAUAUAUUAGGUGUUGAAAAGUGAUAUUAUGUUGUUGCCAUGUGAUAAUUAAGAAUGAUAUUGUAGAUUUAUCACAUGCUAUAAGCCAGUUGCUGAAAUUUUUAACUUGCAAGUCUAUUGUCUUCUGUGUAUUAGUUUAUGAAUAAAAAUAUAUGAAACAUC
Molecule: messenger RNA, 5190 nt
Organism: Danaus plexippus (monarch butterfly)
Lineage: Eukaryota; Metazoa; Arthropoda; Insecta; Lepidoptera; Nymphalidae
Gene: Sulf1
Product: extracellular sulfatase SULF-1 homolog
Exons: 17
Coding region: 386-4564 (1392 amino acids)
Molecular function (GO): glycosaminoglycan binding; N-acetylglucosamine-6-sulfatase activity
Source: RefSeq, a predicted model, not a curated record